GCGACGUCGUGAGACUCGGGGGCGCGCGACGGCGGCGAGUCGCCGAAUGGGCGAUUUACUGCGCUACCGAAGGUUGCCGUGUUGGAACCCCACGGCGAUCGCAUGUACCGCGUCGGUGGGGAGAGACCCGCGCCUGAUUGGCCAGGUCCAGAAGAGUCGCGACGGGGUGCGAUAUCUGGACGACGACGCGUCAGCGACUCAUCGCUGGCUUGGGGUGACGUGGCUGGCUGCGGGGGCUCUCCAGCGCUAGUGACAGGUAAGGAAGGCGAGGCAGCGAGGAAAGUUAAAGGCCAGGAGUAAUGAAGUGCUAGGGCUUCGGCCCCAGAGGAAUGCCCCCCUCUGACAAUUGGCAGAGCCGAGCAGCAGCAGGAAGCCCCAGAAGCAACGGCUGGGCCCCUCGGGAGGAUGGAAAAGAAGAAGGAAUAAUGCGCAGAUCGAUCGGUCGCGCUGGGAACGGGGUCCCGAGCAAUAGCGCGAAGAGAUCGACGUCCCGUUAGGAGUAUGGGACCUAUCGUUCGUUGGCCUCUCGGACCCUAGUCCUUUCUGUUCGGUUGGAAACAGCGGAAGGGGUUGGGGUCGGGGGCCGCGGCGGAGGUGGAAGGAGAAGCAGCGGAAGAAGCAAGCCCCGGGAGGGGGAAGGAGCCGCCGGUUUUGGAUCUUUUCGCUUUUCGUGGUCUUCGGCAGUGUUGUGGUGGUGCGAGCUGGACGGACGGACAGACUCAGAGACAGACAGAGCGACAGCAGGAGGAGGAGGAGGAGGAGGGAGGGAGGGGAGGGAAGAGAACGGGGAGGGGAGGGAGGGUCCGAUCAUCAUCUUUCCCUGUACACCUCACUCGCGCUCGCUGGCCAGCAUAAGCGGCAGCGGAUCUAGCUCGCCGCGCACAGUUGUUGUUCGCUUUAUUGUGCUGCACAAUCAGCAAUGGUGUGUUUCGGACCUUUUGCAGCGACAUGUUUGGCUGUUUCGGGAGGAUGAAAAUGGUGCAGAGAUUAGCCUCGUUUUAGACAGAGGCGCGAGGGGUUACUAUUUCUUGUUUCUUUUUUCGGUGCGUAGGCGAGGGGAGGGGGACGGGGGACGGAUGGAUGUGGUGGGCGAGAGGGGGAAGGCGUCGCUUGUUUUAUAUGAUUUUCUAUUGGAGGGGGUGGCGAUGGAGAUGGCGAAAAGAAGGAAAUUAGAGUAGAGCGCGAGCGCGAGCGCGAGAUGGGAAGGGAGAUCGGGCAAAUCGGAGGAGCAUUUAUUGCGGGCGAGAGCAUCUAGUGACUUCCUGUCCUGCAGCCUGUGAGUACGCAGCUAGGCAAGGCAGCGGGAGGCAGGCGAGAGAAGGUCGCGAGGCCGUGGGAACGCAGAAAGGGCAUUGUUUUCAGGGGGCGUGAAAGCUGCCAGCGUAGUUAUUCUACGGAUAUUUUCCUGUCCAUUGUUCCGAGAGGCGAGAGGGCCACUGGCGACGACGUGUGGCUUUAAACCAUAGACUUGAGUCCGAUUUCUUUGAGUGGCAGAGUGUCUCGUUAUCCUGCGUUGUUUUGCCUUUGCGUUGCCCGAGUGGCCACUCCCUUCAUUCCUGCUCAUCACUCCCCACUUCCGGCCCUGCCCUGCCCUGCUCCUGCCCCCUCCCCCUCCCCACCCCCCCCUCCCUCCCUCCCUCCCUCAGCUUUCCUCUUUCCUGGGCCCUUGGUUGUGGUGCGGUGGACAGGCCCAGCCUCGCCUUCCCGCGUGGUGCCGUGGACUUGGAACUCUGUGUGCCGCUUUUCCAGGCUCGUGAUUCUUCCUCGGAGCUGCUUGUGUUUGCCACCGGUUGGCGAGAAUAUUUUCCUCAUCAGCAGACGGAAGUACGCGCACAGUUGCAGUUGUAUCAGGAGUCUCGGUGGUAGCACUUUUGGUUGAACGCGGGAAAUUACGAGAAAAUCUUAAAACCCACGCAUUUCUGCGACUGUCGAAACACUGUUUCUUCUGAACACUAAAGGCGGAUCGCUUGAGCACCAGGGGAGCAAGCAAAUAUCUCAGAAAGUCGCCAGGUGAAGAGCACUCGCCCACCCCGACUUCCCCCUCUUCAAGUAUUUAGGGCGGUCCGGGGAUUUGUCUAGGUUUGGCAUUCAAUUACUCAGAGGAGCCUUCUUGCUACCGUUUCAAGAACAUCUACCGUGGCUCCAUCCGCGGAGCGAUACGAAGCUUGACUGCAUUGCAUCUUGGAGGCGAGUGAGGCAUGUACCGUCGCUGAAGAUACACAUUUUGGUUACCAUCGGAGGCUUCUGGAUCACCAGAUAUCACAAGCAAACGUAAAGUCCGUAAGAUCGAGGGGAACAUCGAGGGGAACAUCGAGGCCUCGUGAGGGAGUGGGUGGUCGGAUCUCGGCGCACCAUCAAUAUUUCCAAUUGCUCGGUUUGAAGAGGUGGGGUUCGAGUCGAAACCGUCUGGAAAUGGUCACUCGUUGACAGACAAACUGACCGCAAGAUAUUCCCUCAUAAAGAUGCCGCAGAGCAACAUGAAUCAAGACAAUUUCCCCUCGACGCCGGGGAAGGUGAAGAUGGAGCGCAGCAAUUACUUCGGGCGGGUGGUGAACCGCUGGCACGGGUCGUCGUCGGCCAGGCUCUUCGGGUUCUCCGUGGGCCUGUUCAUGCUCACGGCGUUCGUGUUCCUGAUGCGCCUGAACACGUCGGGCGAGUGGAACUUCGGCGACGGCUUCGUCGGCCCCGUGCAGGCGAAGUGGGGCGACCUGGUGUGGCAGAGGCGGGUGCGCCAGUCGUGCCACGCGAAGCGCGACGACGGGCUGGUGGUGCUCGUGACGGGCGCGGCGGGGUUCGUGGGGUCGCACGUGUCGCUGGCGCUGAAGGCGCGCGGCGACGGGCUGGUGGGGCUGGACAACUUCAAUAACUACUACGACCCGUCGCUGAAGCGCGCGCGCCAGGCGCUGCUGGAGAAGCAGGGCGUGUUCGUGAUCGAGGGCGACAUCAACGACGCGGCGCUGCUCAAGAAGCUGUUCGAGCUGAUCACGUUCACGCACGUCAUGCACCUGGCGGCGCAGGCCGGCGUGCGCUACGCGCUCGAGAACCCGGGCUCCUACGUGCACAGCAACAUCGCGGGCCUGGUCACGCUCCUGGAGGCCUGCGUCAAGGCCGACCCGCAGCCGGCCGUGGUCUGGGCCUCGUCCAGCUCCGUCUACGGGCUCAACACGCACGUCCCGUUCUCGGAGUCGGACCGGACGGACCAGCCGGCCAGCCUGUACGCCGCGACGAAGAAGGCCGGCGAGGAGUUCGCGCACACCUACAACCACAUCCACGGGCUGUCGAUCACGGGCCUGCGCUUCUUCACGGUGUACGGGCCCUGGGGCCGGCCCGACAUGGCCUACUUCUCGUUCACGCGCGACAUUCUGCGCGGCAAGCCCAUCACGAUCUACCAGGGCGCGAACCGCGUGGACCUGGCGCGCGACUUCACCUACAUCGACGACAUCGUGAAGGGGUGCGUGGCGUCGCUGGACACGGCCGAGAAGAGCACGGGCAGCGGCGGCAAGAAGCGAGGCAAGGCGCAGUUCCGCAUCUUCAACCUCGGCAACACUGCGCCGGUCACGGUGCCGAACCUGGUGGCCAUCCUGGAGAAGCACCUGAAGCUGAAGGCGAAGAAAGAUUUGGUGAAAAUGCCGAGGAAUGGCGAUGUGCCGUUCACGCACGCCAACGUGACCCUCGCCCGGCGCGAGCUCGGGUACGACCCGACCACGGACCUGGCCACCGGGUUGAAAAAGUUUGUCAAGUGGUAUCAGAACUAUUAUGGAGUAUCUGGUAGCAGAAGAACGAUGUGAUCGUCCGUUUCCAGACCUCCAUGACCAGUCCUCUAUCUUCUUAUUCAGUUUUUGCAAGCUUUAGAUUGUCGUUGUUCGAAAAUGUCUUAUUCACAUCAAUACAUUCAUGACAUAAAUAGCAUCAAAUUGCAAUAAGAGCUUCCGUUCUUUCGACCAUUGUGGACCCCGGGUUGUGAACUGAUCUGAUGACCACCAUAGGAGCUCUUCUCCAUCUCGUGAACCAUUAAAAACAAGUAGAACGCUGUCUUUCAGUGAACAGGUUCAUUUUUUGAUAGGCCAGCCGGACCAUUGAUAGUUGUGAAUAUAGUUGAGAUGGGUCAACUUUCAAAAUAACCUUCGUGUACAAACUCAUUUGACUCGUUUUUUAAUUCUCUUCACUAUGUACCAUAUGUGGACAUAUUGUAAGGAGGGAGUACGAUUUGUUCUAUUUAUGUCAUUCUCUUGUGCGCGC
Messenger RNA from Marchantia polymorpha subsp. ruderalis, 4239 nucleotides. The record is from the annotation of a GenBank genome assembly. Lineage: Eukaryota; Viridiplantae; Streptophyta; Marchantiopsida; Marchantiales; Marchantiaceae.